This is a messenger RNA of Gamsiella multidivaricata, 930 nucleotides long. RefSeq lists its product as uncharacterized. The transcript is spliced from 3 exons. Lineage: Eukaryota; Fungi; Mortierellomycota; Mortierellomycetes; Mortierellales; Mortierellaceae. Gene Ontology annotation, cellular component: nucleus. The record is from RefSeq and is a predicted model, not a curated record. The coding region runs from base 1 to 930 and encodes 309 amino acids. Gene Ontology annotation, biological process: double-strand break repair via single-strand annealing; mitotic recombination; double-strand break repair via homologous recombination.
AUGCCAGUACAUAAUCCUUAUUCCCUUCAGCAGCCCCCCAAGCUGACUGAGUUCACUGCGGAAGAAAAGGCGCGUCUCAACGUCGAUCUCGCCAAAUAUCUCCCACCAGAGUUUGCUGCCACACGCCCUGGACCCGGACGGUCCACACUCACAUACAUCGAGGGCUGGAGGAUCAAGAAUUUGGCCAAUAAGCUGUUUGGCUUUGACGGUUGGAGCAGCGCUAUCACCGAUGUCACCGUCGACUUCUUGGAUAUCGAUCAUGAAGGCAAGGUGUCUGUGGGUGUCUCUGUCAUGGUCAGGGUCAGCCUCAAGGAUGGAACAUACCAUGAGGACAUUGGAUACGGAUCAAGUGAGAGUCAGAAAAGCAAGGCGUCUUCUUUUGAAAAGGCAAAGAAGGAAGCAACAACAGAUGGAUUGAAAAGAGCACUAACUGCGUUUGGUAACGUCUUGGGAACAUGUCUUUACGACAAGAACUUUUGCAGGCACUUGAGCAUGCAGAAAGUUGACAAGGUACUACGCUCAUUUGAAACAAGGUAUUUCAUUGCUCUGGAGGAAGAAGCGACUGUAACGAAAACUGAAACUUUUAACGAUCUAUUUCUUUUAACGUUUAGCCAAAGUUCGAUAGUAAGGAGAUGUACUACUAUCCAGAAGAGGCGUGGUCAACGCAGCUGUUACAGCAACAGCAUCAAAUCAACCAGGUACAGCAGCAGCAGCAGCAGCAGAAUCAACAGCAACAACAACAACAGCAGGCCCAUAAUCCAUAUCAGCAACAAAACCAACCGCAGCCUCAGCAGCAGUACAAACCACAGCAGCCGCAGCAAGCAGCUUACGGUGCAGGACCGUCAUCAGCAACAUCUAAUAAUGUUGCAAGCGCUCGACAACGGAAUACAGUCCCUGUUCAGCAAGCACCGAAAGCCGCGCCGCAGAUAG